This is a messenger RNA of Centropristis striata (black sea bass), 2220 nucleotides long. Its product is annotated as E3 ubiquitin-protein ligase TRIM21-like. The record is from RefSeq and is a predicted model, not a curated record. Bases 4 to 1641 code for a protein of 545 amino acids. The transcript has a single exon. Lineage: Eukaryota; Metazoa; Chordata; Actinopteri; Perciformes; Serranidae. Gene Ontology annotation, molecular function: protein binding; zinc ion binding.
UAUAUGUCUGCUGCUGCCAGCUGUCUGCUGACUGAAGAUCAGUUCCUGUGCUCCAUCUGUCUGGAUGUGUUCACUGAUCCAGUCAGCACACCAUGUGGACACAACUUCUGCAAAACCUGUAUCACUGGACACUGGGAUAAAAAUGUCCACUGUCAGUGUCCCAACUGUAAAGAGGUUUUUGAUUCAAGACCUCAACUGCGGGUCAAUACUUUCAUCUCUGAGAUGGCUGCUCAGUUCAGACAGUCAGCUCAACAGAAAGUCAGCAGCAGCAGCUCAGAGCAGCAAGUUUCUAAACCAGCAGAAGUUCCCUGUGACAUCUGCACUGGAACCAAACUGAAGGCCCUGAAGUCCUGCCUGGUGUGUCUGGAGUCCUACUGUGAGACUCACCUGGAGCGUCAUCUGACAGUUUCACGUCUCAAAAGACAUCAGCUGAUCGACCCUGUAGAGAACCUGGAAGACAGGAUGUGUCCGAAGCACGAUAAACUGCUGGAGCUGUUCUGUAAGACCGACCAGGUGUGUGUCUGCAUGCUCUGCACCAUUUCAGACCACAUGACACACGAUGUUGUUCCUCUUAAAGAAGGAUAUGAAGGAAAGAAGGCCGAGCUCGAGGUUGAAGUUCAGCAGAUGAUCCAGAAGAGACGACUGAAGAUCGAGGAGAUCAAACACUCAGUGGAGCUCAGUAAGGAAGAUGCAGACAGAGAGACAGCAGAUGGUGUUCAGGUCUUCACCGCUCUGAAGGAGUCUGUUGAGAGAAGCCAGGCCGAGCUCAUCGACACGAUCAAAGAGAAGCAGAGAAAGACAGAGAAACAGGCUGAAGGCUUCAUCAAAGAGCUGGAACAGGAAAUCUCUGAGCUGAAGAAGAGAAGCACUGAGGUGGAGCAGCUCUCACAGUCUGAAGACCACCUCCACCUCCUCCAAAGCUUCACCUCCCUGAACGCUGCUCCACCCACCAAAGACUGGACAGAAGUCUGCAUCCGUCCAUCUUCAUAUGAGGGGACUGUGAGGAGAGCUGUGAAUCAGCUGGAGGAGACGCUCAGUAAACAGAUGAAGAAGCUGUUUGAGGCUGAGCUGAAGAGGGUCCAGCAGUCUGCAGUGGAUCUGACACUCGAUCCUGAUACAGCACAUCCUUAUCUCAUCCUGUCUGAUGAUGGAAAACAAGUUAAACAUGGUGAUGUAAAGAAGAAUCUCCCAGACAACCCAGAGAGAUUUGAUACUUGUGUUAAUGUCUUAGCAAAGCAGAGUUUCUCUUCAGGAAGAUUUUACUAUGAGGUUCAGGUUAAAGGGAAGACUGAGUGGGAUUUAGGAGUGGUCAGAGAGUCGAUCAACAGGAAGGGAAAAAUCAGACUGUCACCAAAGAAUGGUUACUGGACAAUAUGGUUGAGGAAUGAAAAUGAGUAUGAUGCUAAUGCUGGCCCUCCAGUCCGUCUCUCUCUGAAGUCUCGGCCUGAGAAGGUGGGGGUGUUUGUGGAUUAUGAGGAGGGUCUGGUCUCCUUUUAUGACGUUGAUGCUGCAGCUCUCAUCUACUCCUUUACUGGCUGCUGCUUCACUGAGAAACUCUACCCAUACUUCGGUCCAUCUCUCAAUCAAGCUGGUAAAAACUCUGCCCCUCUGAUCAUCUCUCCUGUCAAUCACACUGAGUAGAACAACUGCUUGAUUUUCCACAAAAAACAUUCACUAGCAGUCAAUGUAAUAAAUGUGUACUGGUUACGUAAAGUGUAAACAUAGUUGAUUUCACUGAUUCUGAUCUAUGCAUUUUUAGGGACCGAGCACUGAAAGUGCGAGGACCCUAUUCUAAUUUUCUUUAGUUUUUUCUUGAAAUUCAAUCUCAGAUUUAUGUUAAUGACUGCAUUUCCUGCCUUCAAGACAGUUCAAUCACCAGAACAAUGUACUCAUAAAUAAGAAGCUUUAAAUGUCUGGGUGUCAAAUUCAAAACUUUUUAUUGUCUUAUCAUUGUUUAUAUAAGAAGUGUUACAUACUGACACAAAUUACUCAAGAAAGUCAUGUAACCCUUUGUAUGAUAAUGGAAGCUUUUAAAAUAAGGCUUUUUAAGGGUUUUAUUUUGUACCAUGUUAAAUUAAAGGACACAAUAAGGGAUCUUUUUCUUGUGUGUUUUCAAUGUUAAGUUUUAUACAUAUAUGUUCAUAAGUAAUUAUAUAUCAAAGACAAAAAAUGUCUCAACUGUCUGCUGUGUUAUUUCUAUUUUGUUAAAUUCUCAAAUGA